Amaranthus tricolor (Joseph's coat) is the source of this 956-nucleotide messenger RNA. Its product is annotated as monothiol glutaredoxin-S1-like. The record is from RefSeq and is a predicted model, not a curated record. NCBI's taxonomy places the organism in Eukaryota, Viridiplantae, Streptophyta, Magnoliopsida, Caryophyllales, Amaranthaceae. The transcript has a single exon. The coding region runs from base 82 to 390 and encodes 102 amino acids.
AAGCCAUUUGUAAAACCUGAUCACAACGUACCAAACAAAAAACCAAAACGUAAACUAAAAAAAUUAUAUCAGCAAAAAGCGAUGGACACUGUAAACCGAUUAGUGGAACAAAAACCUUUGGUAAUCUUCGCCAAGAGUUGUUGCUGCAUAAGCCACUCAGUGAUGCAACUCAUCAGCAGCUACGGAGCAAAUGCAACUGUCUAUCAGCUCGAUGAAAUGUCUAACGGGAAAGAAGUAGAGAAUGCACUCCAAAAGCUAGGACUUAGACCAGGUGUCCCUGCUGUUUUCAUAGGCCAAAAGUUAGUUGGAGGAGCUAACGAGAUUAUUAGCCUGCAGGUGCAAGGAAGACUCGUGCCAGCGUUAAAGAAAGCAGGAGCUUUAUGGGUGUAAACUAAUAAAUUAAAACGCAUUUCACUAAGAGUAUUAGUUUCUUCUUAUUGAUUGCCUUCCAAACUUCGUAUUUCAGUAAGUUGGAAGCUCCGGAAUUUAGUCUAUUUACAAACAGCUCGUAGUGUUAUCAGUAGUAUAAUUUCAGAAUUUUCCUUUUUGGGCGUUACAAUAUUGUAAGAUAAAUUGUGUUUCCUUCUCUUCUGAAUAAAGAUUGUUUUUGUUAUAUCAACUGUUCAAGAAAGUUUUUUCUGACGGACAAGAUGUCUAACUUUGCUUAUAUGCUUCAUAAUAAACUAGAACAAAAAAUUACGACAAUUCGUUCCAAAGUUCUUAGUUCUACGGAAACACUUAAGAACGUCAAAUAACAUAAGCACAUGAAUGAUCAUGAUGCAGAAGACACAAUUAGGCUUAGGAUAUUCUACCAGAGGCCAGGAUCAUUUUCCUGUUGCAAAUAAUAGAAGAAUAACAUGUUAAUAGAAAGCAAUAUGAUCCAUGCAUAUCUAUAUACAUCUUCCAAUUCUUAUGCAAAACCAUUUGAGAUUUCAUUGUAACUAUGACUACAAAGA